CCUUUUGUCUCUCCCCCUCAUGGAAGGCUAGCAUUUUCCCCUAAUUACAACAAUGCCAUCACGACCGUCUCUACAACCUACGGCGGCGGCGGCGAUACCUACAGCCUCACCCUCCCAUCACCGCCGUCACCAAUCAAUCCUUAUCGGAGUUAUCGGUCUCGCUUUCAUUGUCCUAGUCCUCAUCGUCCUCCUGAUAGUCUUUCUCUACCGCAAACUCUCUUAUAACCGAACAGCACCAUUCGACCACUAUAGCCACAAUCAUCAGCAUCGUCGUUUCUCCUACUCUCUCCUUCGACGCGUCACCAACUCCUUCUCGGCGUCCACCAAGCUCGGCCAUGGUGGGUUCGGCUCCGUUCACAAGGCUACCCUGCCUUCUGGUCUGUCCGUGGCCCUCAAACUCAUGGACUCCACGGGGUCGCUUCAAGGCGAGCGCGAGUUCCACAACGAGCUUUCACUCUGUUCCCAGCUUAGUUCUCCCUAUAUACUCUCUCUCCUGGGUUACUCUUCUGAUCGCCGAGGCCGAAAACUGAUUUUGGUUUAUGAACUCAUGCCGAAUAGGAGUUUGCAAGAUGCGUUGUUGGAUAGGAAGUGCGAGGAGCUUAUGGAGUGGAAGAAGAGAUUCGAUAUUGCUGUCCACAUCUCAAAGGGUCUUGAGUACCUUCACCAUCAUUGUAAUCCGCCCGUGAUUCACGGGGAUAUUAAGCCGAGUAAUGUGUUGCUAGAUGCCGAUUUCUCAGCGAAAGUUGGGGAUUUUGGACUUGCUAGGUUGAAAACAGACGAUCUGGAAAUGGUGGAGGAAAAUGGGGGAGAAGAAGAUAGUGCGAAGAAAAAGGAUGGGGUUGCGGACUUGGGGGAUGACCAUGGGUUGAUUUUGGAAGAGGUGGAGAGUGUCACCACUGGGUUUGAAGAAGGUAGUGCAGUGGUCGAUCGUUCGCCGGAGAGUUGCAUGAUUAGGAUUUUGGAUUCCGAAGCUUCUCCGGAGACGACGGUUGCGCUGUCCCCAGACGUAGGGGUCGAUAAAUCAAGUGUCUCAGAAGGGUGCUUUGAUAAAUUUAGCAUUGAUAGUGGAAAAGAUUUGAUCGGUAAUAAUCGAAAGAAGGGUGGUUCGGGCAGGGAUUGGUGGUGGAAGCAGGACAAUGGAGGAGGGUCGGAAUCGGGCAGGGUGAAAGACUAUGUGAUGGAGUGGAUCGGGAGUGAGAUUAAGAAGGAAAGACCAAAAAGCGAAUGGAUUGCGUCUCCAAGCACCGCAGGGACAAGCACUCCGGCCGAAAAAAUCGAGUCAAAGAAGCAGAGAAGGAGAUUGGAUUGGUGGGCAUCACUAGAGGAAGAAAAAGUCAAGAAGGAGAAGAAGAACCGAAAACCCAGAGAAUGGUGGAAGGAGGAGUUCUGUGAGGAACUCACGAGGAAGAAAAGAAGAAGUCUGGAUUCGAAUUACGUUGGGGAAUCAUGGUGGCAGAAAGAUGAUGAAAUGGUAUCGGAGAAGAAGAAGAAGAGGAAAAGCAAGAGUAGUAGAGGAAGCAUUGACUGGUGGUUGGAUGGUUUGAGCGGUGAGCUCAGAUAUGGCAGAAGAAAUAGCCAGGAUUGGGUUAGCGGGGAUAUGCCCAAGAGUGGUGGAAUUAGCAGCACGCCAAGUAUGAGAGGAACUGUUUGUUACAUUGCUCCUGAGUAUGGUGGUGGUGGACAGCUUUCUGAGAAAUGUGAUGUCUAUAGUUUUGGAGUUCUACUCUUGGUUUUGAUAGCAGGAAGACGACCUCUUCAAGUUACAGCAUCACCAAUGUCAGAAUUUGAAAGGGCUAAUCUUAUUUCAUGGGCUCGACAACUUGCCCACAGCGGGAGGCUAUUGGAUCUUAUUGACCCUUCCAUUCAUUCAUUAGACAAGGAGCAGGCUUUGCUCUGCAUCACUAUAGCCUUGUUAUGUCUACAGAGAUCCCCAGCAAAGCGACCUACCAUGAAAGAGAUUGUAGGCAUGCUUUCCGGUGAGGCUGAGCCGCCCCACUUACCUUUUGAGUUUUCACCAUCACCGCCGUCUAAUUUUCCGUUCAAGUCCCGAAAGAAGGCACCGCCAUUGUGGAGGUAGUUUUGUACUAUAUCUGGUAUGGAGACUCUUGGACAAAAGAUGAUUUACAGGAACCUUCAAGUUCAACCACAGGUUCUACCUCCUCAUCUAAGCUACCUCUAUAUACCGUAGCCGCUAACAAAAGUAAGUGAAUGCAAGUAGUGUGUUUGUAAAGGGAUGGGGGAAAAAGAAGUGAUGGAUGUAAAAAUGGGAAGGGGAUCUCUCAGUCAAACUUGUAACUCCAACUGAGAAGUGCUAACUACUUUAACAGCCAAACUCUUAACUACAACAACUGCCCAGCCCCUUCAAUACUUCUGACACGUCGCAAUGUCUCCUUUGAAUUUUUAUUCUGUAAAGAGAACAUUUUGGCAGGGAAUACUCCAUGUGAUAAUCUUCUAUUUUCAAUCUUUGCGAGGGCAGUGAUGAGUGGAAUCAAAUUGAGUGCAGGACGUGGAUGUGAUCAAUGAAAAUGUCUGUCAUUCUUCCA
This is a messenger RNA of Prosopis cineraria, 2543 nucleotides long. RefSeq names its product receptor-like serine/threonine-protein kinase At2g45590. Gene Ontology annotation, biological process: protein phosphorylation. The transcript has 2 exons. The record is from RefSeq and is a predicted model, not a curated record. Bases 53 to 2077 code for a protein of 674 amino acids. Gene Ontology annotation, molecular function: ATP binding; protein kinase activity. NCBI's taxonomy places the organism in Eukaryota, Viridiplantae, Streptophyta, Magnoliopsida, Fabales, Fabaceae.